Messenger RNA from Pundamilia nyererei, 1555 nucleotides. RefSeq names its product zinc finger protein 615. The transcript has 2 exons. Bases 147 to 1193 code for a protein of 348 amino acids. The record is from RefSeq and is a predicted model, not a curated record. Lineage: Eukaryota; Metazoa; Chordata; Actinopteri; Cichliformes; Cichlidae.
AGAAAACACACGUCUUUUUGUGUUUUCUUUUUGUGGCUCAGCUAGCUUUCUGCAGGAAAUCUGACCAUCUGCAUCGAUUAAAGGCGGCUUCCAAGCAGUCGACCGUUCAAAGCGGAGGUGCAGGAAAAGCAUCAUCAUCCUCGGUCAUGGCCGGAAACAAAAACUGGGAUGGCGCCGGUGGGAUGGACCAGAUAACAGUCGUGAGAAUAGACGACACUCACAUCGCUGAAGAGGAGUCGCACGUCGACGGGAAGGUGUUCUACGAGGUGGAGUGCUCGCUGCCUGCGGAGGACGAGGUCGUGGGAGAGGAUGACGAUGACGGCGUCUACGUCAUCGAGUAUUCAAACCCUGAAGAGGAGGGGGAGAGUUACCAGUUCACGAUGUCCGUAGAUCGGUCGCUCCCAGCGAAAGAGCCAAUUGUUAAAACUCCGGUGGUCAGCGAGAACCCCGGAGCUCUGCUGCCGUCCAGACCGGCGAGGUUGCGACCUCAGGUGAGCCAGAAGAGGAGGUUGGUAACCGAGGAAGAGGAGAUCAAAAGCGAAGAGUUCACGGUGAGCAAUAAGAGCGUGCUGGCACUGGGAGAGGAUUACAGCGACGUGAUGGAGAUGAACUCGGGCUCAGGUAAGAAACUGGUGUGCACGAUGUGCCCGCCGCCCGGCAAGCUUUUCAAGAGGGCGUCUGGGCUGGCGGUGCAUUUAAAGCAGAUGCACCACAUGGAGGGGAAGAAGACGUUCUUCUGCAACUCCUGCCAGCAGUCACUCCGCACUCAGAUCGAGCUGGACGCGCACACGAGGCGCCACGCCAACCAGGACGCUGUGUUCGUCUGCCGCCUCUGCGCAGCCGAGGAGGAAGCCGGCACGGAGGAGAAGAAGGGGUUCAAAGGGUCCAGGUGGGGCCUGAAGAAGCACCUGGAGAAGGAGCAUCCAGGUGUUAUCCCGCGCUGUGACAUCUGCAACAAAGGCUUCAAGACGCUCGUGUCGUACCUCGCCGACCAGUUCCGGCACGUCGGGGUGUCGCCGUACUACUGCGCCAAGUGUCAGAUCUACGAAAUGACUGAGCGCGGUCUGAGCGUGCACAUCAGAAACCACAACAAGAAGAAGAUGACUGAGCAGAAGGCUAAUGAAAGCCGCCUGCAGACUUUUGAAGUCUCCGCCGGUGCUGAUAACUCGGCGACAGACGACUCCGACUUCUGACGCUCCAGACUCACCGUUUAGCUUCGUGUUCGAGUGAAGCGGCUCACAGACGUCAGGGUCAAAUCCCACAUUUUAUGCAUCUGAACUGAAGUUUGGGCAGAAAAACUUUUCCCCUAACAGUUAGAAAACCUUUUUUGUGUGUGUGCAGUUAAUGACCAAACAUGUUACUGUUUAAGUAGAAGUGUCUAAGAAUUAUUUGAAUUCCCUUCCUUUAUUUUCAAUUAGGGAUAAUCGUAGUUGAUGAAACGGGACAAAAAACUUGUCUCAAAGAAAAACGUCCAGGAAACGGUCAGAAUCAGCACAGGCGUCCAUAUAAUAGAGGUGGGAAUCACCAUACAUCCCACGAUACGAUAUUAUCACAA